UCUAUUUUUUUUUAGAAACAAGUGCUGGUAGAGUAGCGUGUGUUUGCAACACUAAAAGCAUUAUAAAACGAUGGCAACACAAGGUCGAAUUUUGAUUUAUGGUGGAAAAGGUGCACUAGGAUCGACAUGCGUCAAAUAUUUCAAGACGCACAACUUUUGGGUUGGCUCUAUAGAUCUUGCACCAAAUGAGGAUGCUGACGCAAACAUCGUUGUGAAACCUGCCGACACGUGGGCUGCCCAGGAGGAGGAAGUCAACAAGUGUGUGGAGAGCGUGUUGGGAGAACACAAGAUCGAUGCUAUUUUCUGUGUGGCCGGGGGGUGGGCUGGUGGCAAUGCUUCCUCCAAAGAUUUAAUCAAGAAUUCAGAUAUGAUGUGGAAGCAAAGUGUGUGGACAUCUGUCAUAUCUGCUGGAUUGGCUGCCAGACACCUCAAGGAGGGAGGAGUGCUCUCCCUUCCUGGAGCUGCCCCUGCUCUUAGUGGAACUCCUGGUAUGAUUGCCUAUGGUUUGGCCAAGGCUGCUGUCCAUCAGUUGGUGCAGAGUCUGGCUGGGAAGAACAGUGGUCUACCUCAGAACUGCUUUGUAGCCGCCACAUUGCCUGUCACACUGGACACACCAAUGAAUCGCAAGUUCAUGGGUGAUGCAGACUUUUCUACUUGGACACCUCUUGAUUAUGUUGCCGAGUUGUUCCACAAAUGGCUAAAGGGUGAACGUCCUGCAAAUGGAAGUCUUGUCAAGAUUGUCACCAAAGACAAUAAAACUGAAACAGUUAAUCUUUAAAAACAUUAACUUAGUAGCAUGUUACAAUUUGCUGACAUAGCAAUUGUUUGUCUACCAGUCUAGGAUACACCAGGUUAGUUCAUACAUCAGAAUACGACGUGUUGUGCAGUUUAGGACAGGUUAGCUCAAGUGAGACUCAGAUGACCUAUGUCAUUAGUUUUGUCAGUCAUCUUUAUUCUAGUCAUAGUUUAGAAUUUCUUUCUGAAACUACUAAACAUUAUUUUAAGUGAUACUUCUAAGGAAAUAUCAUUGGCAGAUUUUGCUUAAUUAAAUACAUAUUAUUAACCACCAUUGGCAGGUUUUGCUUAAUUAAUUAAAUGUUAUUAACCUAAAUGAUCACCAAAACAUCCUUUGUGGAACAUAACCCUAUAUAUGUAUUUAAAAAAAAAAAAAAAAUAUUUGCAGGGAUUAAAUCAUUAUGUAAUUUAAGCUGAUGAUCAGGAACCAAUUUCACAAGAUGUUGUAUGUCUAGUGUUGAAAUUACACAAAAGCAAUUGUUAUAACUAAAAACUAUACAACUAAUAUACCCAGUAGUGUUAAAUUUACAGAAAUAAUUUUCUUUCGUCUUUGCUGUAAUUUUAUCUGUGAAAUAUAUACCAAUGGAAUAAAAACAUACAACUGCUAAGUGUUAAACGUAAACGUGUGAUCUUUUGUGAAAUUGGCCCCAGCACCACAUUACUAUACAGGACAUUCCCGGUACUACAGCUCAGUACUGUUUUUGUUUCAAAGUUAAAUCGGUUAACAGUUUUUCAAAAGGUCAUUGGGGUUGAUUUACAAUUUUACAGUUUACGAUUUUAAUUGAAAAACACAUGUUUUUGGUCUCCACUGGAAUGAACAUUGUUCUCAAUAUAAAUGUAAAAAUAUUAGCUGUGUUAGAAAUGGCAUUGAGCAUUUGUGUAGAUAAUUGUUAAUGAUUCCAUUAUCCGUUAAAUAGGUUAUUGUGACAUUAGCUGUAAGGUGUAGGCAGUGAUGGUUCAAGUAUUGUAAUAAUAUUACUGAUAAUACAUAUUACAUAUUAUAACUAGCAUUCAUAUCUGUCACUAUCUUUGUCCAGCACUCUUAAUCCUAAAAUAAUAAAACCAGUAUCUUAAUGUUUUAUUUGCAGUUUCACUUUUAUGAAUUUGUUUUUUCACUACUCUACUUAUUUUGAAAAAUCUUAAAGUAAUACAUGUAUUUGGCUGUUUUGUUUAAAAGCUUGUUAUUUCAACCCUGGCAAUUAACCCUGGCAAUCGGCAAUGCAAUGGAGAACUCAUUGGUGUUUUCAAAUGUUUUUAAGCAUUUAUUUUUCUGUGGAACAUUCUGUUUUUUGUCACUUUUCUUAAUUAUUGUUUGGUAAAAUUAAUACUGACAAAUUAAAAUCCUUCCACAUUAAUCACAAAAAAAUGCUGUGGAGACUAUUUUUAUGGCAUAGUGUUUAGCAUUUUGUUAAUUGCCAGGAUUGAAUUUAACUGUUUAAACACUUAUGUGUGCAUUUAUUUUUCCAUUAUCUUAUAACUACAUUCCACAUCUGUUUAUGUAUAUAAUAUAUAUUAUUCCAUCAGUAAUUUGUUUUCAGUGAUCGUUUAUGAUUUUACAUUCCUUGAAAUGAAAUAAUUACUGCUUCAUUUUGUGAUUUCUAGUCAAUACCACUGAUCACAUGAUAGAAAUGUCAUGACAUCGUGUAACUGCUGACCAGCAACAACCAAAAUUUGACCUGUAAUCUGUCCGUUGUUACAAAUACAUGACUCAAUGGUUUACUGCCGUCCAAAAAAAAACCUUAUAAAAAAAACUAUAUAACCUAUAACCGGUGAGACAUAAAAUCUGCCCAUGCAGGAAGAUAGAUGGGCUUUGGAUACUAAAAAAGCCAAUCGAAAUUAAUUAACAUUGUUCGAGUAAUGUGAGCACUUCAGAACUAUAGUUUACAUUAAAAUGUGACGAAGAUUUCAGAAAUUCCUAGCCUUGUUUUAAGUUGUUUCUUGUGUUAGAACUAUUCUUUUUCCAUUACGAUGCCCUAUAUAUUAUCUUCUUCUGUGGCAGAAUUAAUGUUUAUCAUACUCUUUGCAUUUUGUGUUUGAGAUUAUUGUAUUUCCCGCAACCCAAUGGCAGCUUUUUCAGUUAAAAACUAAAAUGUACAUUUGUUAUUUAGAUGCAUUGACAACACCAUAUACAUGUUGUUUUGCAGGUUUAAAAGUAUUUCAAAAUGCACAUACACCUUUGUGGUAUUCAGUUUUUCAUAAUCAGUGCUAUAACCAAUAAUUGUUAAAUGUGCGUUCUCAUAAUUAUUAUGUGAUUAGUCGGACAGACUUAUCGCAUAUGAUUGAAUCGUAUUGUGAGAACACCUAAAUCAGAAUUACUUUAUAGUCUUAUAUGUUCCAGUUUUUGUAGGGCUGACAAAUCGGUGCGUCUAAACGCAUAACGAGAACACUGCUUAACAGAUUACAGACCAAAGCUGGGGCUGGGUCUGGGUCUGGGCCUGGAGAGUGUGGCAAAGACAUGGAAUGUCUGAUGUAUUUUACUGUCUGGGUCUGUAAUUGUUAUGUGUUAUCAAUGUAAUUGACUGCCUUCAUGUCUUUGGAUAUAUUUUCUCCUAUAAACUUCAACAAUAAUUGCGAUAAUUCCACAUUGCUUGCUAUAUAUCUUUCCUGUUGUUUAUUAUUAAAAUGAAAAAGUAAGGCUCGAACAUUGUGCACAGCUGCCAGUCUGGCAGUGUGAAAAUAUAGCGCAUGUUCUAGGACGUCUAUUGCCAGAUCUGUAGUUAGCGCCAGCACAGACAAGUUGUAUUUUGUCACAUUCAAUUCAAUACAUAUCAUUUUGGACUGGUACCAUACUCACCAGACCCAGAUCUUUGGGCCUAAGUCGACCAGUCAUAUCAUGUGACUAGUACUAGUAGGAAUAUGUCAAGUUUCAGGGGACAUAACCCAUUUUAAAUUGUUGAGAACGGCCAUGAGGUGGCGUGAGAAAAUGCUCACAUUUCUGUCUGCGAUGAAAGGUCACAUAAUAUAUUGAUCGAUUUAAUGAUAGUCUAUUUCUCAAUUCGUAUUCAGAAUUUGGAGAUUGUUGGAAGACUUGCUCCAAGAACCUAAGGUGUUGGGAAAUCUUCAUUUCUAAGCUACCCGAUCAGGGUCACAAAUUUUGGUACAUGCAUAAUGUAAACUAUACUGUGCAUAAUAGUAGUUAUUGUUUCCAAUAUGGAAGCUUUCUAAUGGAAUACAAAGACAUUUGAUAAAAUGUGUGGUUGUGAUGUGGUUUUUGAGUGCCUUUGGUCUCCGUCUGUUAUAUCACACCUGAAAGUCCAUUCCACAAUGUGUAAAGUAACACUUGAGAUUACCAGGACCUGUGCUUAUAAAACUUUUUAGAGUCCAGACUCGAGACUCUUAACAGAUUCUGAGACAGUAAUGUCAUGACAACGCCAUUCAAAUUGUAUGCAUGUGACAUCAUUAGGGAUCGAGUCUAGACCCUAAACGUUUUAUUGUAAGUACGGGCUCAGGUGUGCACUAUUUGUAAUUGCCAUCCACAAACUUUCUGUUUUUUUUGUCUCGCCUUUAUGAAAUGUUAUGGUAGGUGAAACAUUUAAUUACACAGAAUUUUUGUAUUUGUUGACUAGUAAAAUAAAAAACUACAGUUAAAAAUAAAGAAUGCAAUUUUGGCGAGGAAUAUAUUGGUGAGAGAAGAAACCACAGCUGUUACAUAAGCUACUCUUUUUCUGUUUCUGUUUAUAUUGGAAGCAAGUGAACUUUUACAUACUAUACUACAUUUAGAAGUACAAUUUUGGUGGCGCAGAUUUCUGCUGCAAGAAAAGGUCUUCUGAUAAAUUUUAAUUUUUGAAUUUGAUUAUAAUCUAACAAUGGCCACUCUCUUGAAUGGAAUCGAUGCAAGAAAAGGUCUCGUAAUAAAUUUUAAUUUUUGAAUUUGAUUAUAAUCUAACAAUGGCCACUCUCUUGAAUGGAAUCGAUGCAAGAAAAGGUCUCGUAAUAAAUUUUAAUUUUUGAAUUUGAUUAUAAUCUAACAAUGGCCACUCUCUUGAAUGGAAUCGAUGCAAGAAAAGGUCUCGUAAUAAAUUUUAAUUUUUGAAUUUGAUUAUAAUCUAACAAUGGCCACUCUCUUGAAUGGAAUCGAUGCAAGAAAAGGUCUCGUAAUAAAUUUUAAUUUUUGAAUUUGAUUAUAAUCUAACAAUGGCCACUCUCUUGAAUGGAAUCGAUGCAAGAAAAGGUCUCGUAAUAAAUUUUAAUUUUUGAAUUUGAUUAUAAUCUAACAAUGGCCACUCUCUUGAAUGGAAUCGAUGCAAGAAAAGGUCUUCUGAUAAAUUUUAAUUUUUGAAUUUGAUUAUAAUCUAACAAUGGCCACUCUCUUGAAUGGAAUUGAUGCAAGAAAAGGUCUUCUGAUAAAUUUUAAUUUUUGAAUUUGAUUAUAAUCUAACAAUGGCCACUCUCUUGAAUGGAAUCGAUGCAAGAAAAGGUCUCGUAAUAAAUUUUAAUUUUUGAAUUUGAUUAUAAUCUAACAAUGGCCACUCUCUUGAAUGGAGUUGAUGAACGAAUAAGCUGCUGAAGUAGCUGUAUGUAAUGGCACCAGUUUCCUCUCUCACUACCUAGAGCAACAUAUGAAAUAGUGGUAGUUUAAAAUGUGCUGAGAUGUCACCAAGUACUGCUUCUCGUUACAGUAGCUGGUGCUAGUGUAUGAUCCUAAUACCUGCCGAGCCAUCAAGGUCUGCAAUAUGAGCUAGUCAUGGAUGCAAUUUGUUUUUUAAUAAUCAAAAUUGUUUUGCCCAGCAGUUUUUAUGUUUUGUCUUUUGGACGUCAUCAAUAGGCUGGUGUUUUGUUGUUGGUCUGUCUUGGGACUUUUUGUUAACACCUAGAUUUUAUUUUUAAUGUACAUGUAAUUAAAUAAUUGUAUUAUUCUCAGUUUUUAAUUUAAGACUGCAGAAGCUGGAUUAACUUGUAAUGAUGUGACAAGUAGGUUAAUUAUGGAGGCAAGUUUUCAGAGAUCUUGUAUACUGUAUAACAUGUUACUAUUACCGUAUGUGAUCAUGAUAAAAUACUGAAAUUUUAUUUUUAUCAGUAUGACAAAAUGUCUAGAUUUUUUUUUUCUACAUGAAAAUAAUAUAUUAAAGUGAAAAUAAUCAUGUUUAAAAAUAACCGAUUGAUUCUUUGAUAAAAAAUUUAAUAUACUACUCAAAGUUUGCUAAGGAUCAUGAAUUCAGGAUUGUGUUCAACAUUAAUAAAGUAAUAUGGCACAAUACACCCCUGAAAACAUUUUAUUUUUAAAAGAUCAGUACUACAGUGGGGAACAAUGGAAUAUUUGUGAUUGAUGUACUGCUAGCCUCUUGCCACAUUAACAGCUGACAUUGUCAUCUCAAGCUCCUAAUCAGUUGAAAGUCUGUAGAAGAUCUUUCUAUUCCUCCAAAUGUUUGACACGUAGUUUGUGCAGAGUCUGUGGCUGGACCUGGAGAUGUGAAAUGGCUACCUUGUAGUAUGUUCCACACACAUUCAAUUGGAUCGAGCUGGCCACUGCAUUUGCACUGUGGUUUCCUGUUGAUGACGGUCAUUAAAUGAGGAUGAAACCACGAUUUAAAGCACCUGCAUAUGGUGGAACACAAGGAUCCAUUAUUUCAUCCCUGUAACGGACAUAUGUCAUUGUUUUCCUGAUCAUGACACAGAGAUUGGCUUGGCCAACCCAUCUAAUCCUUGCCCAGACAUUUACCGAGCCACCAUCAUAGCGGUCAUGUUCCUCAGUAUAACUAUAAGCAUCAUCUUAUCAUUUACCAAUCCUUUUGCCAGACUAGAAAGAUGAUCAGAAAAGCCUAAGCAAUAGAUUAACAAUAGCCUAAGAUUAAAAUCCUAACUUUUUCCAUGAUCAAAAAGAUCUACAAUCCCUAGCAAACUUUGAGUAGUGUAUAGCAGGUAAUUAGUUUUUGUGCACUUGCCUUUGACAGUGGUGUGUCCAAGACUGAGAGUACAUUAUUGAGGAAUUGUUUUUGUUUUUUUAAAAGUACAUGUAUACAAUAUUGAACUGUAAUCGUGUAUAAUCAUUCUGUUGUAGUUGCUCAGCCAUAAGACUGAGAUAUAUGUGUUUUAAUUCUGAAUGUAAAUGUAGCUGGAGCAAUAAAUAUUAUAUACCUAU
Gigantopelta aegis is the source of this 6874-nucleotide messenger RNA. RefSeq names its product dihydropteridine reductase-like. The record is from RefSeq and is a predicted model, not a curated record. NCBI's taxonomy places the organism in Eukaryota, Metazoa, Mollusca, Gastropoda, Neomphalida, Peltospiridae. The transcript is spliced from 6 exons. Gene Ontology annotation, cellular component: cytoplasm. Gene Ontology annotation, molecular function: 6,7-dihydropteridine reductase activity; NADH binding; NADPH binding. Gene Ontology annotation, biological process: tetrahydrobiopterin biosynthetic process; L-phenylalanine catabolic process. Bases 71 to 778 code for a protein of 235 amino acids.